AUGGGUGUUACUUCAGAAAAUUACGAUAGCGCAUGGGCAACACUUAAAAAACGAUACGAAAACCAACGCGUAAUUAUUAAUGCACAUUUAAAUUCUUUUAUGAGUUUACCUGUUAUUACAAACGAAUCAGUAAAAGAUUUAAAAAUUCUAAGAGACUCCACUGCAGAAGGUGUACAAGCCUUAAAAACCUUGGGUCAUAAUGUUGCUGAUGCGCUAUUGGUUUUUGUUGUUGUGGGGAAGUUAGCAAGACCAUCAUUAGUAGAAUGGGAAAAAUUGUUAGGCGAUAGAUCUGAUUUCCCAACGUAUCAGGAACUCGAAAAUUUUCUAUCAGUACGUAUUCGAACAUUGGAAGCUAUCGAAACUUCCAAAGAUAAUCAAAAGAGUCAGAUAUCAAAAGCUAAUAAUAAAUCAGUAGAUAAUAAAGGUUCCCAUCGGUCGGGUGUUUCAAAAACAUUUACCAUUUCAACUAGUAAAACUAAAUGUCUUUGUGAUGUUAAUCAUCUAUUAUAUCAAUGUGAUAAAUUUAAAAGUCUUUCAGUAAAGGAUAAAAGAUUAUUUAUAAAAGAAAGAAAACUUUGUUACAAUUGUUUUAGAGGUGGUCAUACAGCUUUAAAAUGUUUUUGGAAAAUGACUUGUAAAAAAUGUAAAGGAAAGCAUAAUACAAUGUUACAUAUUGAUCAGUCAAAAUCAGAAAAUUCAAAAAUGAUAGUUAUUAGUCCAGAUAAUAAGGAUUCAAAUUCACCUUUAGAAAUAGAAACAAGUUGA
Molecule: messenger RNA, 765 nt
Organism: Leptopilina heterotoma
Lineage: Eukaryota; Metazoa; Arthropoda; Insecta; Hymenoptera; Figitidae
Exons: 1
Coding region: 1-765 (254 amino acids)
Source: RefSeq, a predicted model, not a curated record